AUGACAUAAACUUGGCAUAAAUCCCGCCGCCGCUUGUAUCAAUUGAUAAAUUGUAUUAAGUUACGUUUGCAGUAGUCAUAUAGAGGGUUUCACUUUCGUUUUCAGACUAUGAUCUAACAUUGAAGGCCUGAUACAGAUUUAGAAAUGUAUAGCAUAAAAAUGAAUUAUGGAGAGAAGAAUAGCUGUUUAUGAUCUUUAAGUUGUGACUUUGCCAAUCAGUAUGCAAAUUCAAUCGGACAUGGAGGAAUUUGGUGAGAAUUUUUAUAAGAAUUUAGAUUUUAUAGACUUAACUCCAAAUACUAAAAUGAAAAAAAUACCGAAAUGCAAAUACCAGACAAAAUCAGGAAAUUCUGAUCAAAUAAUUUGUGCAAGUACGUGUUCUCAAGGACCCGAUUUUAUUGACGCUCAAGCUGAUAAUUUUCAAAACGAAUUAUAUCAGGACGCAUAUGCUCAACUAAAGUACUUCCAGAAAUUUAACACAGUUGAGGAACUUUGUAUUGAAAUACAACAGAAAGACUUAUUACCACAUGUCCAAUAUAUUUGCAGAAAUGUUUUAUUUGAUAUCUUACCAGAUAUUGAAUCGGGGCGUAUAGAUGAAGAUACGUCUAAUAAAGUUUCGUUAUGGAACGCACUGAUUCAAAUUCCAAUUAACUAUAAAGUAUUCUGCGCGGCAGUGAGUCAUUGUUGUGAUACUCAAAUAGAAAAAGUAUUUACAAUAAAGCACAGACAAAAACAAAAACCAAGACAUCGGGAAAUGCCUACAUUAAGGACGAAUAUGGAUGCAUCGUAUGUUAGAGUUUCCGAAAAAUAUGUACACUUGAAAGACAUGCAAACAGCUGUUCACAAACGGUCAUCAACAAUACAAGUUGUUGCGUUCAUAUCAAAUUCCCUGGGCACUGUCAAUCCAGUACAGAACAAUUUGAUGAUAGAUAAUCCAUCUAGACGUCUACACACUUACUCCGAUUGGCCUGUCAGAACACACGUAUGGCCCCAGCAACUUUCUAAUGCGGGUUUCUAUUAUACACAAGAUGGAACAGUUAUUAAAUGUGCAACUUGUGGAGUAACGACAGCCGUUGACCAUUGGCAAAGACAUGAGCGACCUGAGAUUGUGCAUUUUAAACUUAAUAGUGACUGCGAGUUCAUAAAAGGCAAUUUUCCACACUUAAAUGAUACACAUAAACAAACAGGAAUUGAAGUACAAAAAUAUGCAUGGCGAGGUACACAAGUGAAAAACCAUGACAAUAAUAUAAGCCAGGAAAAUGCACACAAAUUAAAUCUUGACGAAAGAAAUGGCAGUGAAGAUUGUGAAAGAAUUGUUGAAAAUUCCGUAGAAUCAGACAACUUGCAAAUAAGGUUAAGGACAAAUGUAGAUUCAUACUCUGGAAGAGACACUCAAACGAGUAAUAUUACGUCAAAUGACAUUAAUAAUACAACUGGUGGUGACGAUUUCUUAUUUGCCCCGGUCUUAUCAAAUCCGACCCAAGAAACGUCAGAACAAGCAGCUAAAUCUUCACUGAAUGAGUUUGGAAGCUUCGGUACGAAUAGAAAACAAUUAACACAGGAAUCAGAGACAACUUUGACAAAUACCGUACAAAAGAACGAUGGUAACAAAAACACCUUGAACCACAAUAGUCCCGAUACUACUAUACAUAACCAAUACAAUCUAAAUUCAUAUAUACCCCAGGGUUCACGCCAUAAUAUUCCAUACAAUAAUGAAGUAACUAACAAUUAUACAACACCUGUUCACAGAGCAACGUCAAGGGAGGUACACGCACCAGAAUUUAUAUCAAAUAACUUUAGAACUUACCGACCAAGUUCACAUAAUGUAUCGUACAAGUCGGCCAUGACAGGCAACAAUUACAGCAGAUCAAUAGACAUAGACCACCCAAUAACUAAUCUUCAAUCGGAACAAGUACCUUAUGAACCGGAAUUUUCACAUCCACAGUUCAAGACAAUACAGCAACGAAUGUCAUCUUAUACCAACUGGCCCGUAGAUGCAAAGCAAGCACCAACAGUUUUGGCAGAAAGCGGAUGUUUUUACACAGGUAAAAAUGAUAUUGUUCGCUGCUUUUGUUGUAAUCUUGGGUUAGCCGAAUGGGCAGGAACAGAUGACCCAUGGACAGAACAUGCACGACAUAAUCCUAAAUGUUGGUUUCUCAGAAAGGAAAAGGGACAACGAUUUAUAGACAGCAUUCAAGAGGAAUGGAAAAAGCGAUAUAAACCUAAGAAUCCAGCCUUUGAUGACUUGCUAUCACGGUUGGCGACCUUUGAUGGAUGGCGAGAUGACAUAGAACAGACACCGGAAAAUUUGGCGGAUGCUGGUUUCUUCUUCACAGGGGAAGAUGAUAUAGUUCGUUGCCACUACUGUGAUGGAGGACUACGAAACUGGGAAUCAGGAGAUGUCCCUUGGGAAGAACACGCACGGUGGUUUCCACAUUGUAAAUAUCUUAUCAAAAUGAAAGGAACUGGGUACAUCGAUAGUAUCAAAGAAAAAUAUCAGCGUCAAGAGGCUUCUGUCAAUACUACAAAUUCUUUUGAAGGACAAGGAGAUAGUUCAUUUCUAAAUACUGAACAUGCAAAGACAUUACUACGAAUGGGAUUUACCAUUAACAAUGUAAAGUCUGCCAUCAACAGCUUUAUCAGAACUCGCGGACAUAGUGAUUUCAAUACUGAAGAUUUGUUAGAGUUUAUACUGGAUCCAAUAGAACCUGCUCAGUCAACACAUUCGCAGUCUAGUGAAGCUUCGAGUCAACCACCACGACCAUUUCCAACAGAGAGAGAUCCAGCGAAACUAAAACUCCUCAAUACUGAAUUGAAGAACAGUCUGCUAUGUGUCAUCUGUAGAAAGAACGAACGUUGCAUGUUAUUCACAAACUGUGGACAUAGAGUCACGUGUGAGCAGUGUUGUAGGUCAAUAGACUUUUGUCCACAUUGUGACAAACGAAUCAAGAAAAUUGUUAAAACUUUUUUAUCGUAAGUGCUGAACGGUUACAGUGUACAGUGUAAAGAGUUAAAAGCAAUAUAAUUACUUUUAAAA
Molecule: messenger RNA, 3037 nt
Organism: Mytilus californianus (California mussel)
Lineage: Eukaryota; Metazoa; Mollusca; Bivalvia; Mytilida; Mytilidae
Exons: 10
Coding region: 221-2977 (918 amino acids)
Biological process (GO): regulation of cell cycle
Cellular component (GO): spindle microtubule; cytoplasm; nucleus
Source: RefSeq, a predicted model, not a curated record